This is a messenger RNA of Monascus purpureus, 1095 nucleotides long. The record is from the annotation of a GenBank genome assembly. NCBI's taxonomy places the organism in Eukaryota, Fungi, Ascomycota, Eurotiomycetes, Eurotiales, Aspergillaceae.
AUGAAGUACAUACGCCACAGCACUUCCAUAACUGUUCCUGAAGUGUUCGGCUCUGGUAAUUGCUGGGCGGGCCCUUACAUUGUUAUGUCAUUUCUCGAAGGCGUGCCAUUGUCACAGAUUCUCAAAGAUCCUUCUAUAGAAGGAAGACCAGUCCUGAACCCGCAGAUAAGCGAUCGGAGCUUGAAGUGGGCUUAUUACGAAAUGGCUACGGUUAUUCUCGAAUUGUCCAAGCAUGAAUUUGAUUCUAUAGGUGCGCUUGCUGAGGAUGAGCGGGGUUUUUCCAUUGCUAGGCGACCUCUCACCUUCAACAUGAAUGAGUUAAUGGCGUCUGCAAAUUUGCCUGAAGAGGUUUUCCCCUUGCAACCUUUCAGGUCAGCCACGGACUAUUUUAAAGCGCUUGCUAUGCAGCAUCUCUUCCAUCUUCGAUUACAGCAACGAGAUGCUGUUAACAGUGAGGAGGACUGCCGGAAAAAAUUCACCGCUCGUUGUUUAUUUCUUAAUCUUAUGGAGAAAAUCUUCCCUCAGCACCCUCAAGGGCCGUUUCGGCUAUAUUGUGACGACUUUCGUCCUUCAAACGUCCUUGUGGAUUGUGAUACCUCCCGUGUCUCGGGAGUUAUUGAUUGGGAGUUCACAUAUGCUGCGCCUGCUGAGUUUACAUAUGUAGCUCCUUGGUGGCUCUUGUUGCAAAGUCCGGAGGACUGGGAGGGUGAUCUCAACCAGUUUCUGAACCGUUAUUCCCCCAGACUUCAUGCCUUUUUGAAAGUUCUUGGUGACUAUGAAAACGAGUUGAUAAACCAACACUCCCUGUCUGAGUCACAGCGCCUCUCUCCACGGAUGCAACAUUCAAUGGAUACUGGGUUAUUUUGGGUAUGCUUAGCAGCAAGAUACAGCUCUAUGUUCGAUGAUAUCUAUUGGACAUUUAUCGACCCUCGGUAUUAUGGAACGUUUACCUCUCUUGAUGACCGCAUACGGCUUUUGGACCAAGAACAGCAGCGUGAUAUGAAUGAGCUUGUGCGGCACAAGGCUGGCCAUUGCACUCAGGAUAAUGAGAGUUUCGACGAUCACUAUCCAAUUGAGAAGCUACUUGUAUUAUGA